AUGUCUAUACAGUAUAACGAAGGACAAGACGACAACGGUGAUGGCGACAGCCAAAUCGUUGAUAGCAAUCACGACAUAGAGUGCGGUGAUAGAGACCGCGUAAAUGGCAAUCAAAGCAAUAGAAACUGUGACGUAUACUAUCCGUGUGACUUCGAAGAUGACAUAGACUGCAUCCGUCAUUACUUCGCAAGCAGCGGGCAGUGCAAAGAAGUUGAUAAUGAUUAUCGAAAGCCAGUGUUUAGAGACCGUUUAGUCACAUAUCUGCCAGGCUUCAACCUUACAAUUAUCGUGGCGAAGACUCGACUGACUUAUGUUGGAGACAGGAUCAAUCGAUUUUAUGUAAAUAAGAAAACUGGCAACCUCAUUAUGUCUGUGGACUUCGAAGGCAUCGUCAUCGACUCCAGAUACACGACGUUCAUCUACCAGCGGCGGGGACAGGAGCCUAUCAAACGAGCUGACUACACUAAUGGGACUUUCCCUGCAACAUUGACAGCUGUGAUUCCAAUCAAAAAUGGCUUAGACUUCAAAGAAUCCACAGUUACGGCUUACAUACCGUCCGUCAUCCCACCCUUUUUUGGACCAAAGAUUUCUAACAGCACAGAGCCUAUCGUCGUACAAGUCAACACAGCGCUGUACGCCAAUCUACCUCAAGCAGUCCUGGAAUACUUCCUGAUUGAAGCCCCCAGCCUUUAUUUUGGGUAUCUACAACACUACAUCUGUGACUUUGAUGAUGACAAAGGACGUGGUUAUUACACACGCAAUGGACCAUAUUAUGAUGAACGCGAUGACAUAGAGUGCGUUGAUAGAGACCGCAUUGAUGGCAACCAAGGCAACCUUGGCAACCUUGGUAACCUUGGAAACCAAGGAAAUCUUGGCAACCUUGGCAACCAAGGCAACCUUGGCGACCUUGGUAACCAAGGCAACCUUGGGGACCUUGGCAACCAAGGCAACCUUGGCGACCUUGGCAACCAAGGAAACCUUGGAAAUAUUGGUGAUCAAGCUAACCUUGGUGACCUCGGCAACCAAGGAAAUCUUGGCAACCUUGGAAACCAGGGCAACCUUGGCAACCUCGGCAACCUUGGUAACCAAGGCAAUCUUAGCAACAUUGGCAACCAAGUCAAUAAAAACUGCGAGAUAUACUAUCCGUGCGACUUCGAAGAUGACAUCGACUGCAUCCGCCAUUACUUCGCAAGCAGCGGUCAAUGCAAAGAGACUCACAACUAUGGCCGCAAGCCUGUGUACAGAGACCGCUUAGUGGUAUACCUGCCAGGGUUCAAUUUAACCCUUAUUGUGACCAAGACUCGAAUAAAGUACAUUGGCGACAGGAUCAACAGAUUUUACAUCAACAAGAAGACCGAUAACCUGAUAAUGUCAGUGGACUUCGAAAACAUCAACAUCGACUCCAGAUACACAACCUUCAUCUACCAGCGGCGGGGACAGGAGCCCAUCAAACGAGCUGACUUCACCAACGCAACCUUUUCUGCAACACUGACCGCUGUGAUUCCACUCAAAAAAGGCAUCGACUUCAAGCAAUCCAGAGUCACGGCUUACAUAUCGGACCCGAUUACUGUUCCCGCGAUUGGACCAAGAGUUCUAGGGAGUACACAGCCGGUAGUCACACAAGUGAACACAGCCUUCUUAGCCAACCUUCCACAGCUGUUCCUGGAAAUCUUCCUGACAGAAGCCCCCAGCCUAUACUUCGGAUAUCUACAAAAAUACAUCUGUGACUUCGGCAUACCCAUUUCUUCUUAA
This is a messenger RNA of Ostrinia furnacalis (Asian corn borer), 1752 nucleotides long. RefSeq lists its product as uncharacterized. Lineage: Eukaryota; Metazoa; Arthropoda; Insecta; Lepidoptera; Crambidae. Gene Ontology annotation, molecular function: structural molecule activity. Bases 1 to 1752 code for a protein of 583 amino acids. The record is from RefSeq and is a predicted model, not a curated record. Gene Ontology annotation, cellular component: extracellular region. The transcript is spliced from 9 exons.